AUGUCAGUGAUUUCAAAUGUUGAGUUGGAACUACAAACGGAUCGAACAAUCACCAAUGAUAACGUUGUUACUAAUGAUAAAUUAACUUCAUCAAAAAUACAACAACGAUUAGGUUUUCGAACAUACAAAAAUUUGUUGGUGAUCAGUGUUGCAUUUCUACUUCAAUUUACUGCAUUCAAUGGUAUACAAAAUCUUCAAAGUUCACUCAAUACAGAGGCCAAUAUUGGCGUCAAUUCAUCAUCGAUCAUAUAUGUUUUUCUUAUUAUUUCAUCCAUAUUUUUACCGCAUCCAUUGAUGUCGAUCUUUGGUCUUAAAUGGACUUUAGUAAUUUCUCAAGUAUCGUAA
This is a messenger RNA of Rotaria sordida, 345 nucleotides long. Lineage: Eukaryota; Metazoa; Rotifera; Eurotatoria; Philodinida; Philodinidae. The record is from the annotation of a GenBank genome assembly.